AUGAGCCCGUCCUCACUACUUCUCCUGCUUGGAUUCGCAACUGCUGUGCUCUGUGGCGACACUUGUGACAAGGACUCCUGCCCAAAUAUGCCCAAUAACGAGAGGACCUUCAUAGCCGUCAAGCCUGAUGGUGUCCACAGGAAUCUUGUUGGAAAAAUCAUCCAACGAUUUGAGGAACGUGGUUACAAGCUUGUCGCCCUCAAAAUGAUGACUGCAUCCAAACAACACCUCGAGGUCCACUACCAGGAAUUGAAAGACAAGCCAUUUUUCCCACAUCUGAUCAAGUACAUGGGAUCAGGACCAGUUGUGGCGAUGGUUUGGCAAGGAUUGGACGUCGUCAAGCAAGGCCGUGCUAUGCUUGGAGCCACUAACCCCCUUGCUUCCGCUCCGGGAACAAUCCGAGGAGACUACUGCAUCCAGACGGGUCGCAAUAUCUGUCACGGAUCAGACUCCAUCGAAUCUGCUCAGAGAGAAAUCGCUCACUGGUUCAAACCUGAGGAGAUCAACGACUACGAUAGCCCGUUCAUCAACUCGUGGGUUUAUGAGUAA
Ostertagia ostertagi is the source of this 549-nucleotide messenger RNA. NCBI's taxonomy places the organism in Eukaryota, Metazoa, Nematoda, Chromadorea, Rhabditida, Trichostrongylidae. The record is from the annotation of a GenBank genome assembly.